AUGAAUCGUUACAAUAACAUAUCCCUCGUAAUCCUCAGUGUGGUCGUAGGUUGUGUAAUUCGCUGGUUGCUGUUCAAAACGGGAUUGAUAUACAGCAUAAGAAAACUCUUGAGAUGGCUCCAGGAUUGGUUCCACGUUUACCAGUUCCUCAAAGUCCCCGAAUUCAACGAAAGCAUGGAGCGGAAUCAUCUUCACCGCAAAGUUUCUCUCUAUUUGCAUUCCCUUCCUUCAAUAGAAGAUGCCGACUUCACCAAUCUCGUUUCCGGUUACGACCAGAACGACAUCGUUUUGCGCCUCGACCCUAACCAAAUCGUUCAGGACCAUUUCCUCGGGGCCACACUCUUCUGGUUCGAACAAAAAACCCGACCGGACCGGAUUUCCUCCUUCGUUCUCAAAAUUAGAAGAACCGAUAAACGCCGAAUCCUCCGCCACUACCUCCGCCAUAUCAAUACUUUCGCCGAUGAGAUGGAGAACCCAAGGAAGCGCCAUUUGCGGUUGUUCAUGAACGCCGCUGCCGCCGAUGGCGGCGGCGGCGUAACACGGUGGAAAUCUGUUCCGUUCACUCAUCCGGCGACUUUUGAAACUAUGGCGAUGGAAAAGGAUCUUAAGAACAAAAUCAAAUCCGAUAUCGAAUCGUUUCUCAAAGCGAAGCAAUACUACCGUAAACUCGGCCGCGCGUGGAAGCGGAGUUUCCUACUGUAUGGUGCCUCCGGCACCGGAAAAUCGACCUUUAUCGCUGCAAUGGCGAAUUUCCUCCGCUAUGAUGUGUACGACGUGGACCUGUCGAAGAUUCGCUGUGAUUCGGAUCUUCAGUUUCUCCUAAUGGAAACUACGGCGAAGUCGAUCGUCGUGGUGGAGGAUCUCGACCGGUUUCUCUCACCGGAAAUGGAAUCUGCGGUUACCGCGUGGGGGAUACAGAGCUUCAUGGACGGGAUUCUGAGCGCCUGCUGCGGCGAGGAGAGGGUAAUGGUUUUCACGAUGACCAGCAAGGAGUGCGUGGACCCGAAUUUGUUACGGCCGGGUCGGGUCGACGUGCACAUCCACUUUCCGGUUUGUGAUUUCUCGGCAUUCAAGACGCUUGCGAGCAGCUACCUCGGCGUGAGGGAGCACAAGCUGUUUGCGCAGGUGGAGGAGAUUUUCCGGCACGGCGUGAGUCUCAGCCCCGCCGAGAUCAGCGAGUUGAUGAUCGCGAACCGGAACUCGCCGAGUCGGGCCAUAAAAUCGGUUAUCGGGGCGCUCCAAUCGGACUGUGAUGGGAGAAAGUACGCGGAGAUGAUCGGACGGCAGAUAGGGAUGGAUGACGUGGACGAAGCGUCCUUUGGUGGGGACGAGUUAUCUACGGUUAAGGAUUCGAGGAAGUUGUACGGUUUCUUCAAAAAACGGAAUUCCAGAAGAACCCUGAAAGUCCAUGAUACAUCAUGA
Molecule: messenger RNA, 1422 nt
Organism: Sphenostylis stenocarpa
Lineage: Eukaryota; Viridiplantae; Streptophyta; Magnoliopsida; Fabales; Fabaceae
Source: the annotation of a GenBank genome assembly